This is a messenger RNA of Lichtheimia ornata, 984 nucleotides long. RefSeq lists its product as uncharacterized. Lineage: Eukaryota; Fungi; Mucoromycota; Mucoromycetes; Mucorales; Lichtheimiaceae. Bases 1 to 984 code for a protein of 327 amino acids. The transcript has 5 exons. The record is from RefSeq and is a predicted model, not a curated record.
AUGCAAUAUUAUUCUCCACGUACGUCAACUACUAUUCGAGAUACAAUGCGCAAUUCCACCGACUAUGCAAUACCACUAGCUGAAUCUGCACGUUCCUCAUCAGUGCCAAGCAUUCCACCAGAACGACGACCCAGCCAAAGCAUCAACUUGGACAAUCGACUACGACAAUUGGAGAAAGAGAAUGAGGAGUUGACGCAUUCCAAUGUGCGCUUAUUACGUGCCAAUCGUAUACUCAAACUGGAUAGUGACCGAGUCGUCGAUGAGCAGGUCAACGAACUCAAGGAGGAGAUCAAGCAUUUGAGAUAUCAAAAUGUACGGCUGCAGCGAAGCAACAGGUUAUUACAAGAGGAUCUUAAUCAGCAUAUUAUGGAAAAGAAUCAGGUGCGUGAAGACCAGAUCAGGAAUAUGAAGACUGUCGGUCCCGAAUACGAAUACCUUGUUCAAAUUAUCAAUCUCUUGUAUCGACAGCUGCAAGGAAAAGCAACAUGCGACAACACGUGCUGUUUUACCGAUAAGCCUUUGAGUGAAGGAUUCUCCGUAUUGACACUACCACCGGAUGACAGCGAUGAACAACAAGCAAAACCACAACACAUUUGUCGACCCUCGAUUCGAUCACAUAUCACAGCUGGAGAUCUUGCCGUUGCCAAGGAACAUGAGAAUGGUCGAUUACGUCAGGAUAUUGAAUCGAUGAAAGCCGAUCGAGAUGCAUUGGAUCAACUCAUACAAGAGAAGGAAGAGGAUAUACAAAUGCUCAAGAACGAGUUGCAAAUGAAGGAUACCAUUGUCUCACAGCUGGAGAAGGAUUUUGAAAGAAUGGAGGUUGAGGUUGUUGAUCUGCAAAAGGAAUGGCGUCACUCUGAUCGAUUCAAAUCAUCAUCAUCGUUUUCUGAUAUCCACGCAUUCCCGACUCCUCCACCCAAAGACAGCCCAGCAUACAAGUUGCCUAUUCCCCCCAGAGAAUAUCUUGCUGAAGUACGGCAAUGA